GGCUGCGCCACAGGAUCUAGUGGACACUCGGCUUCUGGCGAAGCCGAAGGCGUUCGGAGGCAGCGAGGACGAGUGGCCGGGAUGGAGCUUCAAGAUGCUCGCGUACCUCGGGGCCCUCGACGAGAUAAUGGCCAACGAGCUGACGGCGGCUAUGACGUUCCCGCUGGAGGAGGUGAGGAACGCGAGGCUCCUGGAGGAAGGAGCGAGCCAGCGCAGUCGUCAGUUGUACUUCAUCCUCGUCCUGCUGCUGGAAGGAGCUGCACUCCAGCUGAUCAAGCCGGUCGGCGUCGGAGAAGGGUAUCGGGCGUGGAGGGCACUACAAGACAUGUACGAGCCCGACAGACCCGGUCGCCACGCAGGACUGCUGCAGGAGCUGAUUGCGUUCCAGUUCCCGGAGGACAACAUCGUGGGGACGCUGGCGGACUUCGACUUCAAGGUCACGAAGUACGAGAGUCAGAGCCACGAGAGGAUCGGGGACAGGAUCAAGAUGGCGAUCCUUCAACGGGGGAUUCAGGACGAAGCUCUUCGAGCGCACCUGGUCCACAACGCGUCGAGGCUGGUCACGUGGGAGCUCAUGCGCAACGAGGUGCACAUGGUGAUCUCGACGAGGAGCGCCAUCUCAUCAGUGCCGCCGCCGGUCCCGAUGGACACGAGCGCCGUGGAGAAGGCGAGGCGCGAGCGCGACAAGGGCAAAGGAAAGAAGGGCAAGGAAGGCAAAGGCAAGAAGGGCAAGGGCGGCGACAACUCCACGGACCAGAGGAGCCAGGCGGCCAAGGACAGGGCCGAGAAACGGUGCUUCCACUGCCACAAGACCGGUCACAUCAAGAGCGAGUGCAGGAAGUUCCUCGCAGAGCAGAAGAAGAAGAAGGGCACCAACGCGGUCGAGCAGGAGUCGAAGCCGACGGGAGCUCCGCCAGCGGCGAGCGCCGCGGGGAGCGCGGCGCCGGUGAUGGCGAUCGCGACCGAGGGCGGGGCAGAGCCACUUUGGUGCCUCGCGAUCGAGCUGGAGGAAGGGCAGGAGUCGUCGUCGACUGGAGCAGCAGCGACGCCCUUAGCACCAGCGACGACAGCGAUCCACCUACGUUCGAGCGAGCCGUCAUCAGGCACAGCGCAGCCGAGGCAGCCAUUCUUGGUCGGUGCCAGCCCGAUCGAGCAGCUGAGCCAGCCAGGGGCAGCAAACGAGCACGAGACGUUCGAGAGCAAGGAGAUCAUCGGUAUCAAUGAGCACUGGGUCAUGGUGGAUUCGGGUGCUGCGCGAUCGGUGUGUCCGCCGAGUCACGGGGCCCACGAGGCACUCAGAGGCCUGAGCGAGCGCAUCCGGCUGGUCGGAGCGAGCGGCGACGACAUCCCGUGCCACGGCGAGCGCUUCGUCACGUACACGAAGGACGGGCACAAGAUCGGGGUGGACUACAAGGUCGCCGACGUCAAGAGGCCGGUGCUGGGCGUGUCGCAGGCGGUCGACAAGGGCACGUCGUGGGUAUUCACGCCGAGCGGGAGCUACAUGAUCCCGAAGCCGAUCGAGUUCUCGGACCCGGACGCCGUGCCGCUGGUCAGGCGCAACGACUUGUUCUACCUCAAGAUGGACAAGUACGGUGAAGGCGUCAAGAACUCGCUCGUCAUGCCGGUGCGGGGCGAGGAGCCGGGAGGCGAGGCCGGCGGCGCAUCAGCUGCGUCCAGGGCAGCGGCGAGAGCCGCGCUCCAGGGCGGCGGCGGAGGAGCUGCCGCGACUCACGCUCAGGCCGAGGCGAGCGAGCCGGCAGCGCAGGCAGUGCUCGAGGAGUCCGUGCCGGUUCGAGUCAAGAAGGAUCCGGUGAAGCCAAGCCUGGCCGAGCAGAGGACGCACGAGCUGGUGCACAUUCCGGCGAGGUCCUGGUGCUGGGUGUGCGUCAGAUCCAAGUUCACGGACGACCCGCACUACAAGGCCGGGCACGAGCGCACGGGCGACGAGGUCCAGAUCGACUAUUACUUCCUGGGCCAGCUGAGCAUCCUCAACAUGGUGCACAUGAACUCCCAAGCUAUUCAUGGCAUCAUGGGGCCGAAGGGUACCGACGCCUACAUGGUCAAGACAGCGGUCGCCACCAUCGAGAACUGGGGGCUGGAUCGCAUCGUGCUGAAUCACGACCAGGAGGCGUCGAUCACGGCCCUGGCGAGGGAGAUCAAGGCUCAGCGGAAGGCGCCCACGAUGGUCGAGUCAGCUCAGCGGGCUAACCAUCAGGGAGUCGGCGGAGUGGAGCGCGCCAACGAGGAGCUCGGCAAGCAGAUCAGGGCGCUGCUGUUCUCGGUGGGCGACAACUACAAGCGGGAGCUCCCAGCCGAUCAUGGGCUUCUACCUUGGCUCAUUCGGCACGCUGGCUGGCAGCUCAACCGCUUCACGGUGCACGGCAACGGCAAGACGACCUACGAGGUGCUCAAGGGGAGGCCAUAUCGGGGCGAGCUCGUCAACUUCGCGGAGUGCGUCUGGGCGAGGGGCCCCACGCCGACCUCCAAGCUGCAGCCUCGGUGGCACGCGGCGGUGUGGCUGGGCAAGACAGAGGUUUCGGACGAGCACCUGGUGGCGGGUCCAACGCGCACGACGAGGGUGCGCACGGUGAGACGGCGACCGGAGGGCGAGCGGUUCGUGCUGGAGGAGCUGGACAAGUUCGCUGGGGUGCCGUGGGACAUGCGCCGGGCUCCACAGAUCGGCAUCGUGCCGGCGGGAGCGCCCCAGGUGGAGCCGAAUCAGCAGCGGCUGAUGCCGCCACCUCCGCCACCGCCAGUGGUCUUACCGGCUGCGGGCCCGGAGGCGCUGGUGCCACCAGCGAUGGUCGGGCCGGCGCCGCCCGCGGGGCCAGGAGGCGCAGGGCUGAGGUCGACGUACAUCACGAGGGCGUUGAUCGACAAGUACGGCUGGACCCCCAUGUGCCCGAGGUGCGUCACAGGCAUGGGAUCGCACAGUGAGGAGUGCCGGAAGAGGAUCGAGAACGAGCUGCGCAAGGAGGAGAUGGCCAGGGCAGCGGCGGGGGCCGCGCCCUCGUCGGCAGCGGCGGGAGCUGCGCCGACGCCGGCGGCGGCUGGGGCCGCGCCGGAGCCAGCGGCUGGAGCUGGAGACGGCAGGCCAGGAUCGUCCGGGGACGCCAGCAUGGCACCUCGCGAUGACCAGGGCGAGGCGGCGGCGAAGAGGCCGCGCCAGACAGCGGCGAUCACAGUCGGGUCGCUCGCGGUCGGGGCCUUCGUGGAGAUCAAUCCCUACACGUACGAGGGCCUGGACCAGCAGUCCCACGAGGAGCUCGAGACGGUCACGGAAAUCGAGAGCUGCGAGCCGCUGGAGAUCGGGAUGUUCGAGGUCAGCCCCGUCGAGCCGGCGGCGAUCACGGUCCUGCCAGACACGGAGAAGCACGUGUACGACGCGAGGAGCGGGAAGGAGCUCCCCAGGGACCUGGUCAGGCGCGGGCGCGAGGCCGAGAUCGAGGAGAUGCGGCGACACGGCGUCUUCGAGGAGGUCCGCGUGGCUGAGAGCCGGGGCAAGGUGGUGCGUUUCAAGUGGGUCGAGGACCUGCGCACCAAGGACGGCACCUCCUUCGUCCGGUCCCGAGGCGUCGCCAUGGAGAUCAACACGUACGGCCGAGAGGACUGCAACGCGGGCACGCCGCCGAUCGCCAUCGUCAGGGCGAUCGUCUCCUUGGCGGCGACGAAGAAGGGUCGGGGGCAUCUCUCGGUGCAUGACGUGCACGUGGCGUUCUUCCACGCCGACCUCGACGAGUGGAUCGUCGUCAUCCCGCCUCCAGGACUUAGGAGAGACGGGUACGUGUGGCAGCUCCGGAAGGCCAUGUACGGCACGCGCAAGGCGGCACAGGCUUGGCAGGAGUACGUGGCCGGGGUGUUCAAGAAGAACAACUGGACGCGCAUCGCGGUGGCGGCGGGCGUGUACCACGAGUCUCUCUUGGACAUGACCUCGGCGAUCCACGGUGACGACAUCCUGACCGAGGGCGAGGAGGAGUCCCUGGAUGUCCUGGACCAGCAGCUGAUGGCGAGCAUGGACGUCAAGUGCAUCGGUCGUGUCGGGCCGGAUGGCGUUCGCGAGCUCCCAUACCUCAAGCGCAAGAUCAGGUGGACGGGCAAGGGGUUCGUCUGGAUCGGCGACACGAAGCACGUGACGAGGUGCGUGGAGCUGCUGGGCCUUACGGAGUGCAAGCCGGCGGACACGCCUGGGAGCAAGGCCACGGGCAAGAGCGUCCGGGAGGCGCUGGAUCCACUUCCGCACGACGAGGCGAAGCUCUACCAGCAGGUCGCGGGGCUCGUCAACUACGUGGCGGUAGACAGGCCGGACAUCCAGUUCGCGGUGAAGGUGAUCCUCACGGAGCAGGAGAUGCCCAAGGCGGUUCUCUACGAGACGGACUCGGACUGGGCAGAGGAUGAGAUCACGAGGAAAUCGACCAGCUCCGUGUACGGCUUCUUCGGCAGCCACCUUCUGGAGACCCAGCAGCGGGAGGCCGAGUUCUACGCCAUCGGCCGAGGCGCGGCGAGUGCGAUCAUGAUGCGGCAGUUCUACCAGCAGUGUGGCAUCGAGGUCGCGUCGAAGGUUCACAGCGACUCGAAUGCAGGCAGGGCGAUCGCGACGCGGAUCGGCAGUGGCAAGGUACGGCAUCUACAGAUACGAGAUCUGUGGGUGCAGGAACGAGUCAGGCUCGGCGAGUUGCAGCUCGGGCGAGUCGACACGGAGAGCAACAGGAGCGACUUGGGGACCAAGCAUCUGGACGGCAAGCGGGUGCUCAAGUUGCUGGAGAUGUCCAACCUGCGGCUUCUGACCAAGGGGCUCGCCGCAGGCGUGGGCGUCACUUUCACGGAGGCGGCCGAGCACGGGGACAAGCAGUGCUCCGCGGCCGCUGACGAGGAGGUCGAGUCGAACAUCGGCUCGAUCGGUCCCGCCAUGAUCGUGUUCAUCAUCGUGCUGGUGCUCGCGGUCAAGGGCGCAGUUGAGUGCACGAGAGGGGCGGUGCAGCUCUUCUCAUCUAGGGCGGCGGGUGCUGCCCCACCAGCGGGAGCGGCGAGGGCUGCCCCGCAGGCCGACGGCACGGCGAGGCCCGAGGCGGCGUCGAAGGACGCGCCUGAGGGGCAUGUCGUUUCUCGGGCAGCGGCGAUAGCUGCGCCUGAGCGGGUCGCCGAAGGGCGAAACCUCGGUUCGGAGUACUUCGGGAAGAUGCUGGCUGAGGCCACCGUGGCAGAGCUCAAGGAGGAGCUCAGGUGGCGGAAGCUGCCGGUGAGCGGCUUGAAGGCGGACCUCAUCGUUCGUCUGACGAGGGACGGCGGCCAGCACAUGGCCAGCAGUGAGGGGCUGGCUGCAGCGGCGUGGGCCGCGCGGCUGGUUCCAGGCAGGGUGCCUAUCCGGGCGUUUCGCUCGGAUGCGAGCUUGAGCUCGCACCUAGGCGCGCUUCUCAGCAGCACGAGGUAG
Messenger RNA from Prorocentrum cordatum, 5428 nucleotides. Lineage: Eukaryota; Dinophyceae; Prorocentrales; Prorocentraceae. The record is from the annotation of a GenBank genome assembly.